GCAGAGAAAUCAUGGGGAAGCAUUUAAGAAAGAAGAUCACCUGGGCGAUUAAGAAUUUCUCCUCUUUGCGAUGUGAGAAACUUUAUUCUGAUCCAUUUGUAGCCGGUGGAUGCAACUGGCGCCUUUGUGCCUUUCCCAAGGGUAAUAACGUUGGCUACCUGUUUCUGUUUCUUGAAGUCUCCGAUUACAAAUCUUUGCCAUCUGGAUGGAGAAGACAGGCACGAUAUCUCUUAAACAUAGUAAACCAAAGUUCCGCAAAACGUUUUAGACAAACUGGUGAUGAUGCAGAAAAGUGGUUUGAUGAGACGUCUCCACGUUGGGGUCGUCUCUCUAUGCUUUCCCUUAAUGAAAUUCAUGCCAAAGAGAGUGGGUUCCUGGUAAACGGAGCACUCAAAAUUGUUGCCGAGAUAGAAGUUCUUGAAGUGAUCGGCAAGUUAGAUGUAGCAGAGGAAACUUCAACAAUGACAGAAACCAUAAAUGUUAAUGGCUUUCAACUUCUUCCUUCACAGGUAGAAUUUGUGAGCCAUUUGUUUGAAAAACACCCAGAGAUUGCAUCUGAGUUCCAUACAGAGAACCCAAAUCUUAGGACAGGUUACAUGAGCUUGCUACUUAGCCUCAUUGACACUCUGCGCCAGUCGCCUCGCGACCUCUCCAAGACUGAUCUGACCAAGGCAUAUGCCGCACUGGGAUCCCUGACUAGCGCUGGAUUUAAGUUGGAUUGGCUGGAGAAGAAACUUGAUGAGAUGUGAAAGAAGGAGAAAGAGGAGGCUGGUGAGUCUCAAAUGCGAGAAAUUGAGGAAGAGUUGAAGGAUUUGAAGCAAAAGUGCUCAGACCUGGAAGUUAAGUUGCAGAAACAAAAAUCAGUGGUGUCAGCUGCACAAGCUCCUAUCUCUUUCGAUGAUGUUAUUUAAUGUUCUCGAGUUCUUAAGCAUUUAGAGUUUUUGUUUGGUGUUCUGGUGCCUCUUCGUCUGCAACCUUGGUUUUGUGAUGUUGUGUGGAUAAAGAAGUCAUGUUUCUUGACAUCUGCAGCGUUGUAUCUCAUGGUUUUUGUGAACAAACGGUUAAAUCUAGGUUGC
This is a messenger RNA of Raphanus sativus (radish), 1076 nucleotides long. RefSeq names its product MATH domain and coiled-coil domain-containing protein At3g58360-like. The record is from RefSeq and is a predicted model, not a curated record. Gene Ontology annotation, molecular function: protein binding. Lineage: Eukaryota; Viridiplantae; Streptophyta; Magnoliopsida; Brassicales; Brassicaceae.